AAUUAUAAUGUCCUUACAAAAAUGCAUGGUUUAAACAAAUUAAUAUUCAAAAUGGCUAAUUCACUUUCACUUAAUACUCUUCCUGCCAUUGCACUGCUGCUAGCAACUAUCUUGUUCCUUAUUCAUGGAACUGAGUCGAUACAGUCUGCUAAAAGAUCCGACUUUCCGAAAGAUUUCUUAUUUGGAGCUGCCACUUCUGCCGUACAGAUUGAAGGAGCGUCAAGCAGUGAUGGGAAAGGACCAAGUAUUUGGGACUAUUAUCAAGGAAAUAAAAAAGUUUUAGUGCUUGAUGGAAGCAACAUGUUUACUGCUAUUGAUUCUUACAACCGUUAUUGGGAAGAUCUGGAACAUCUAAAGAACCUUGGAGGAAAUGGUCAUAGAUUUUCCAUAUCUUGGAGCAGAAUUCUUCCAAAAGGAUCUUUGAGUGGUGGGGUGAACCAGAAGGCAGUCGAUCAUUACAACUACUUUAUUAAUAGAUUAUUGGAAUAUGGUAUAACGCCUCUAGUGACUCUAUACCACUUUGAUAUUCCUGAAGCCUUGCAAGACAAGUAUGGCGGCUUCUUAAGCAACUCGAUUGUGAACGAUUUCAAGGACUAUGCUGAAGUAUGUUUUCAGAAAUUUGGAGACAGAGUGAAACAUUGGAUUACGAUAAACGAGCCACUAGUGGUUACACAGCUCGGAUAUGAUAUAGGACUUUCCCCACCGCUCCGGUGUUCAGAUAGAAAAAUGUGUGCAGCUGGUGAUUCUGCCAAGGAGCCUUACAUUGUGACCCAUAAUCUUCUGCUUUCGCAUACAGCUGCUGCUAGGCUUUACAAGGAUAAGUAUCAGGCAACACAAAAGGGAGAAAUUGGAAUUACACUAGUAGGGCAAUAUUAUGAGCCUUCUUCACAAUCAGCAGAAGACAUAGCUGCACAGCAAAGAGCCUUGGACUUUAACUUAGGAUGGUUCGUAUGCCCAUUAGUUUAUGGUGAUUAUCCCGACAGCAUGAAACAAAUUGUAAAGGGCAGGCUCCCAUAUUUCUCCGAUCAAGAGAAGAUGUUAGUGAAGGGCGCUUAUGAUUUUAUCGGCAUAAACUACUACACAUCUCUCUAUACCAAAAAUAUUCCGGUAGAUCUAAAUGCUGCACCGGUCAGCUAUAGCCGCGACCAAUUUGUAAACACAUCAGUUAGGUCCUCAACUGGAGCUCUAAUUGGCCCAAGGGCUGAAGGAUUUGCGGACCUUUAUGUAUACCCACAAGGGCUGCAAGGAGUGCUGGAGUACUUGAAGAACAGAUAUAAAAACCCUAAGAUCAUCAUCACUGAGAAUGGAGUAACGGAAAAAAGAGACGACAACCGUCCGCUAGCGCAAGCACUGAACGAUCAACACAGAAUCUCGUAUAUUCAGCAGCAUUUGGAUCAUGUCCAUUACGCAAUUCAAAAUGGAGUGAAUGUGAAAGGAUAUUUCUACUGGAGUGCAUUUGAUUCGUUUGAAUGGUACGGGGGCUACACAACAAGAUACGGGUUUUAUUAUAUCGACUACAAGCAGAAUCUUAAGCGUAUCCCUAAGGCCUCCGUCGCGUGGUUUCAACAUUUCAUGAAUGGUUCCAGUGCUCAGCAGUGCAAGGCCAAGACCGGAGGCCACUAAAUCUCAUGUCUAAUAAGGAGUCUAGGCCAAGGUUUUUGUUGAUCUGUAGAUGCAAGUGAGUUUAAGAAACUAGGUGGGACUCAUUUCGUUUUAACCUAGUCGAGUUCGAGCUACUUAAAGAAGAAAUCACGUUAAAUUUUAUCGAUUUUAUUUAUUAAUUUUACAUUAAGAUAGUGUUUAGCUCAAUACUAGUAUGUAAUUCGAUAAAUUUUUAUUUGAAAUUCAUUUGGAAAUGAAUUCUUGUAUUUGAUAUCAUAAAUAUUAAAUAAGAAAUUCAUUUUAAAAGAAA
Messenger RNA from Mercurialis annua (annual mercury), 1912 nucleotides. RefSeq names its product beta-glucosidase 24-like. The record is from RefSeq and is a predicted model, not a curated record. Gene Ontology annotation, biological process: carbohydrate metabolic process. Gene Ontology annotation, molecular function: beta-glucosidase activity. The transcript has 14 exons. Bases 22 to 1623 code for a protein of 533 amino acids. NCBI's taxonomy places the organism in Eukaryota, Viridiplantae, Streptophyta, Magnoliopsida, Malpighiales, Euphorbiaceae.